Messenger RNA from Arabidopsis arenosa, 1251 nucleotides. The record is from the annotation of a GenBank genome assembly. NCBI's taxonomy places the organism in Eukaryota, Viridiplantae, Streptophyta, Magnoliopsida, Brassicales, Brassicaceae.
AAAAUUGUAUCAUACAUUGAACAGAUUCUCAGUAUGAUCCUGUAGAGUUUACUCGUUCGUUCACUUGUAUUCUCUUUCAUAGAGGACGAGAGAGGGAGAGUUUCUAAUUAAUUAGAAGAUUUUUCUUUCUUUAUUUUCUAAACAAGUAUUACACUACUUUGAGAGAUAUAAAUAUUAAAAUGGCAAUUUCACAAGCCGUCUUGGCUACUGUCUUUGGCAUCCUAGGGAAUAUCAUCUCCUUUUUCGUCUGCCUUGCCCCAAUACCGACGUUCGUUCGUAUAUACAAGAGAAAAUCAUCUGAAGGGUAUCAGUCGAUCCCUUACGUGAUUUCUCUGUUCAGCGCGAUGCUAUGGAUGUACUAUGCAAUGAUCAAGAAAGAUGCUAUGAUGUUGAUCACCAUAAACUCCUUUGCCUUUGUCAUACAAAUCGUCUACAUCUCCUUGUACUUCUUCUACGCUCCUAAGAAGGAAAAGACUCUAACGGUGAAGUUCGUCCUCUUUGUGGACGUUCUCGGUUUCGGCGCAAUCUUCGUGUUGACAUACUUUCUGAUUCAUGCCAAUAAACGUGUUCAUGUUCUUGGAUACAUUUGUAUGGUCUUUGCUCUAUCUGUUUUUGUUGCUCCCCUUGGUAUCAUUAGGAAAGUGAUCAAAACGAAGAGCGCCGAGUUCAUGCCAUUCGGUCUCUCCUUCUUCCUCACCUUAUCGGCUGUCAUGUGGUUUUUCUAUGGGCUUCUCCUUAAAGACAUGAACAUUGCCCUGCCAAAUGUUUUGGGUUUCAUCUUUGGAGUACUUCAGAUGAUUCUUUUCUUGAUCUACAAGAAACCUGGGACUAAAGUCUUGGAGCCACCAGGGAUUAAGCUUCAGGACAUAUCUGAGCAUGUCGUCGAUGUUGUGAGGCUAAGUACGAUGGUUUGCAACUCACAGAUGAGAACUUUGGUGCCACAAGACAGUGCCGAUAUGGAAGCAACCAUUGAUAUAGAUGAGAAGAUCAGAGGAGACAUUGAGAAGAUUAAGGAUGACAAAGAAGCAUUUCUUAUUUCUAAGAAUUAAUUAGCUUUUAACUAUCAAAUGUCAUUGUGUGUGGGUGUGUAUCUCAGUUUGCUUGCAUGUUAAGUUAGGGUUUAAUCUUUAAUUUGGGUUUGAUCUGCGAUCAUCGUGCAUCUCUCCCACCUAUCUGUGAUCUUUGUCUCUCCCUCUCUCAUCUCGAAUGUAAGAUAUGUCUUGUUAAAUUAAAUAAAUGAAUAUGUCGUUG